AAAUAUUGAAGAAAAGUUGCUUUAGUUUAAGUUUCGGUUUUGUGUGUUAGGUCAGAGAAAAAGAGAGUUAGCGUUAAGUGAUCGAAUCGAAAAAAUGGCUAUGGCGAACUUGGCUCGUCGUAAGGGUUACUCUCUUCUCUCAUCGGAGACUCUCCGCUACUCUUUUUCUCUUAGGUCGAGAGGUUUCGCCUCCGGAUCUGAGGAAAACGACGUCGUCAUCCUCGGUGGUGGUCCCGGCGGUUACGUCGCCGCCAUUAAAGCCGCUCAGCUUGGUUUCAAAACUACUUGCAUCGAGAAACGUGGCGCCCUCGGUGGUACUUGCCUCAACGUUGGAUGCAUCCCUUCCAAGGCGCUUUUGCAUUCUUCCCACAUGUAUCAUGAGGCUAAACAUUCAUUUGCAAACCAUGGGAUUAAAGUUUCAAAUGUGGAGAUUGACUUGGCUGCCAUGAUGGGGCAAAAAGAUAAAGCUGUUUCUAAUCUUACCAGGGGUAUUGAAGGCCUAUUUAAGAAGAACAAGGUAACCUAUGUCAAAGGAUACGGAAAAUUUGUUUCGCCGUCUGAAAUCUCUGUAGACACCAUUGACGGUGAGAAUACUGUGGUUAAGGGAAAGCAUAUCAUUAUUGCUACUGGUUCAGAUGUCAAAUCUUUACCCGGUGUCACUAUUGACGAAAAGAAAAUUGUAUCAUCGACGGGGGCUCUCGCAUUGUCUGAAAUCCCUAAGAAGCUUGUAGUUAUUGGGGCAGGUUACAUUGGGCUAGAAAUGGGCUCAGUGUGGGGCCGAAUUGGGUCUGAAGUAACUGUUGUUGAGUUUGCAUCAGAGAUUGUUCCAACCAUGGAUGCAGAAAUCCGGAAGCAGUUCCAACGGUCUCUUGAAAAGCAAGGCAUGAAAUUCAAGCUGAAGACCAAGGUGGUUGGAGUUGAUACUUCUGGGGAUGGUGUGAAGCUAACUGUUGAACCAUCAGCUGGUGGUGAACAGUCCAUAAUUGAAGCAGAUGUUGUCCUUGUUUCUGCUGGUAGAACUCCAUUCACUUCUGGACUUAAUUUGGACAAGAUAGGAGUUGAAACUGACAAGUUGGGACGAAUUUUGGUAAAUGAAAGAUUUUCCACAAAUGUCUCUGGUGUCUAUGCAAUCGGAGAUGUGAUUCCAGGUCCAAUGUUGGCACACAAGGCAGAAGAAGAUGGAGUUGCUUGUGUUGAGUACUUAGCCGGUAAGGUUGGCCAUGUGGACUAUGACAAAGUACCAGGUGUUGUCUAUACAAACCCUGAGGUUGCAUCUGUAGGGAAGACAGAGGAGCAGGUUAAGGAAACUGGAGUUGCAUACCGCGUUGGAAAGUUCCCUUUCAUGGCUAAUAGCAGGGCAAAGGCAAUUGAUAACGCAGAAGGACUGGUCAAGAUAAUUGCUGAAAAGGAGACAGACAAAAUAUUGGGAGUGCAUAUUAUGGCACCUAAUGCAGGAGAACUCAUCCACGAAGCAGCCAUAGCAUUGCAGUAUGAUGCAUCAAGCGAGGACAUAGCACGUGUAUGCCAUGCACAUCCAACAAUGAGCGAAGCUGUUAAAGAAGCCGCAAUGGCCACAUAUGACAAGCCCAUUCACAUUUGAAGAGCUGGUUGAUUCUCUUGUUUUCAUUUUUGUUCAAGGAUUUGCCUUGACCUGGAGAAGAUACUUUGUGUGUUAAACUUAGAUUCAGGUUUUCCAUAUACAAAUUAGCUCUCUAUUUACAUCUAUGCGUAUGCAUAAUAAAGAGGAAUGGCUGUGUUGUUUUUAUCGUUGCUGAAUAAUAUUUUUCUUUCCUUAUCUCA
This is a messenger RNA of Vicia villosa (hairy vetch), 1800 nucleotides long. Its product is annotated as dihydrolipoyl dehydrogenase, mitochondrial. Gene Ontology annotation, cellular component: oxoglutarate dehydrogenase complex; mitochondrion. The coding region runs from base 95 to 1600 and encodes 501 amino acids. Lineage: Eukaryota; Viridiplantae; Streptophyta; Magnoliopsida; Fabales; Fabaceae. Gene Ontology annotation, molecular function: dihydrolipoyl dehydrogenase (NADH) activity; flavin adenine dinucleotide binding. The record is from RefSeq and is a predicted model, not a curated record. The transcript is spliced from 2 exons.